Molecule: messenger RNA, 624 nt
Organism: Penicillium robsamsonii
Lineage: Eukaryota; Fungi; Ascomycota; Eurotiomycetes; Eurotiales; Aspergillaceae
Exons: 2
Coding region: 1-624 (207 amino acids)
Source: RefSeq, a predicted model, not a curated record
AUGUAUCCAGCUGAGCUUCCCAUCAGCGAUGCUCCCGUCGAUCGCGGCGCCUCCCCAGGUUCCCCCGCAACCGACACCUACCAACUAUUUUUAGCCCUCUACCACCGGGGCGAGCUGUCUCUUGGCGACUACCGAAAGCGCCUCGGCUUCUCAGCCUACCACUGGUCGAUCCUCGUCUUGGAUACGAAGUACGAUCGCUACCACGCCUACGACGUGACUGAUGGAUCCUCGCCAGACCCAUUGAUUCGACGCGACCUCAACCCCGACUUCCAAUGGACCUACCGCGUCAAGAACAACGUUCAUCCGGAGUCGUGCGACUCUCUUCUUAUCAGAAUGGCAAUCGGCGUAGUCAACGAUGGAAUCGGUCCCGAGACUAUCAAAAUGCUUCUUCAGUCUGUUCAACUGCCGGUUAAGAGUGCUUGUCCGCCCCAGAACUGCGUCAACUGGAUCAGGGCUGUUCUGCACAAGCUUCGGUUCCAUGGUUAUGCCCGCGACCUGCACAGCAUUGAGACGACUAUUGAUCGUGCUCUUGCUUAUGCUGAUCUUCGUAUGUCGGAUCCUGAUAAUUCGGUCUCCGUUGUUGACCACGAUGGCAAUGAACUGAUUCUCGGGCCACUUGUAUGA